Molecule: messenger RNA, 411 nt
Organism: Pieris macdunnoughi
Lineage: Eukaryota; Metazoa; Arthropoda; Insecta; Lepidoptera; Pieridae
Source: the annotation of a GenBank genome assembly
AUGAACAUUGACUUUGAAACGAUGGCUGUAUUGGAAGAGGAGUCUCAAAAUGAGUUGAGUGGUGCUUACGGCUCAACGGGUGGGUCGGCGCCAGAAGGGGGUGAGAGACGCGAGGGGGGCAAGCGCGGCCGUAGACCCGGCAGAAAGGCGCAGGACAAGCAAGACAUGAAGGCCAAACUUGAACGCAGUCGUCAGUCGGCCCGCGAGUGUCGCGCUCGCAAGAAGCUGAGAUACCAAUAUCUGGAGGAACUGGUUGCCGAUAGGGAGAGAUCUGUUCUUGCGCUCCGAAAGGAACUUGAAAAGUUCUACACAUGGAAUCUCGAGUUAGACCAAGGCCGAAUGCCAGAAGGCAUAGAAGCGGUCCUUCAAGAGAUAGGGGUACUUAAGCAAGAAGAAAAGCCUAGUUUUUAA